Peniophora sp. CBMAI 1063 is the source of this 606-nucleotide messenger RNA. Lineage: Eukaryota; Fungi; Basidiomycota; Agaricomycetes; Russulales; Peniophoraceae. The record is from the annotation of a GenBank genome assembly.
AUGGCUACGGUGCUGCCCAAGGACGUGUCGAAGCUCGGCCAGGAGGUCAAGCUGUUCGGCAAGUGGGAGACCCAGGAUAUCGAGGUUAAGGAUAUCUCGCUCACGGAUUACAUUCAAACCCGCCACGCCGUCUACCUCCCGCACACGGCCGGCCGUUACGCCAAGAAGCAGUUCAAGAAGGCGCAAAUGCCGAUCGUCGAGCGUCUUGUCGACUCUUUGAUGAUGAAGGGCCGCAACAACGGCAAGAAGAUCAUGGCCGUCCGCAUCGUCGCGCACGCGUUCGAGAUCAUCCACCUUCUCGCCGACCAGAACCCCAUCCAGGUCCUCGUCGACGCUAUCGUCAACACCGGCCCGCGUGAAGACUCGACCCGUAUCGGUUCCCAGGGUACCGUCCGCCGUCAGGCCGUCGAUGUCUCCCCCCUGCGCCGGGUAAACCAGGCCAUCUCCCUCCUCACCAUCGGCACCCGCGAGUCGGCGUUCCGCAACGUCAAGUCCGUUGCCGAGUGCCUCGCGGACGAGCUCAUCAACGCCGCCAAGGGCUCCUCCAACUCGUACGCCAUCAAAAAGAAGGACGAGCUCGAGCGUGUGGCCAAGUCCAACCGUUAG